CCCUAUUCAUGUGCUUCUUUUGACGGACGUUUUUUUGUUUUGUUCUUUAAAACGGUAGUUUGUUCUUACUUUUCUGCGAAUUUAUGAAUUAAAUACUUCAUUCUUAAAUAUGGAAGCUGGAGAAUCAUUUCUAUCAUGUGCUGUGAAUAUGGAAUGGGUGACCCCACAAGGAUCCAUAAGUCGUAAGGUUAAUUACAAAACCGCUUCACUUCGACUCAUACGAAAUGAGUUCCGUGAAAUGUACAUGGAAGUAUCGAGUGAAAAACAUGCUGCAAUCAGAUUAGCAUUAAAGGCCAUUAAUGUAUUUAAGAAAUUCAUGGCAGAAGGAAAAGCUAGUAUUAAAUUUCAAGAGGCAGGAUGCACACUCUUCAUUUCGAAUGCUCCCCCAACAAACUUAGUUUCAUUUUUACGAACUAUAUUUGUUAAAAUGACUGGUGAUAAAGAGCAAGCUUCAUGUAGUUAUUCAAAACAAACAAUGAGAACCAAAUUAUUAAGUGGAAAGACUCAAGCAUUUGAAGAAAUAAGUCCUGUGACACUAGCUGAUAUGCACAGUGCUAAAACUAAGAUUUCUAAAUCAAGUAUAACAACUCCUUCGCCACCAUCAAAAAAGCGAAAAGCUGAAGAUUUAAGUAGAGGCCCAGCGCCCAAAAAAUUGUAUUCUCCCUCACCAUUGACUGCCACAAGUUCACUAAAUACAGAACAACAAAGAGUACUAGAAGCUUGUCUUAGUGGUAAAAAUAUUUUUUUCACUGGGUCUGCAGGAACUGGUAAAAGUUAUUUAUUGAAGAAAAUUGUAGCAGCUUUGCCACCAGAGGUAACAGUUGCUACUGCUUCAACUGGAGUUGCUGCAUGUCAUGUUGGUGAGUUUUAUGCUACAUUUGCAUCAUUUAAUUAUAAAAAAUAUAAAAGACUGAAUGUAUGUAAGUACUUCUAUUAUUUAACAUAUGAAAUUGUAAUAAUUUUAAUUAUAGGUGGAACUACAUUACAUGCUUUCGCGGGAAUAGGAGACGGAAGAGGCACUUUACAAAACCUUUGUGAAAAGGCGUUGAAGUUACCUCUUGUAGCUCAAAAAUGGCGAAAAUGCAAACAUUUGAUUAUUGAUGAAAUAUCUAUGGUUGACGGAAUAUUUUUUGAGAAAUUGGAAGCAGUGGCAAGAUAUGUGAGAAAAAAUGAUAAACCAUUUGGAGGUAUCCAGCUUAUACUUUGUGGUGACUUUUUACAAUUGCCACCUGUAGUGGACAAAGGAAGAAAUGAAAAGAAGUUUUGUUUUCAAUCUCCAUGCUGGGACAAGUGUAUUGAACUUUGUUUUGAAUUAAAAGAAGUUCACAGGCAAAAAGAUCAGGAAUUUAUAUCCAUACUUAAUAAUAUUAGAAUUGGUCGAGUGACAAAAGAGAUAAGUGACAGAUUACUCAAUACUGCCAGACAAAAAAUUGAAAGUGAUGGCAUUUUAGCUACAAUACUAUGUUCACAUACAAAUGACUCCAAGAUGAUUAAUGAUACAAAACUUAAAGAUUUAAAUGGUGAUACUAAAAUUUAUUCCUCUCAGGAUAGUGACAAUGCUACUAAAUUAUUAGAUAUGCAGACAAUUGCACCCUCAAAAUUGGUUUUGAAAAUAGGUGCUCAAGUAAUGUUGUUAAAAAAUAUUAAUGUGAAUGCUGGUCUAGUGAAUGGUGCUAGAGGGGUUGUCAUAAGGUUUGAAGAGGGUUUCCCUGUGGUAAGAUUUAAAAAUAAGAAAGAGUAUACAGCAAGAACAGAAAGAUGGUAUGUUAAAAAUUCUAAUGGUACACUACUCUGCCGUCGACAAGUUCCACUAAAUUUAGCAUGGGCCUUUUCAAUACACAAGUCACAGGGUUUGACUUUGGACUGUGUUGAGAUGUCUUUGUCUAAAAUAUUUGAAGCCGGUCAAGCGUAUGUUGCCCUGAGUAGGGCUCAAAGUUUAGACACAUUGAGAGUUUUAGAUUUUGAUUCACGUCAUGUUUGGGCAGACCCACACGUGUUAGAAUUUUAUCAAAAAUUCAGACGACGUUUACAACAAAUGGAAAUAAUUCCACUUGGAAGACCAUUGUCUGAUAAAACUAAUAAAAAAAUUAAACUGAGAGAUUUAAUACAAAAACACUUAAACCACAGGUGAUUUAACCUGGUAAUAUACUCACAAAAAUCCAUUGUACGAACAGCAUUGUCUAUAUUUUAGUGUUUAAGACUGACAUAUGCAUUUAUUUAUUUGAAAUAAUGAACAAAAAUUUUACAUAAAUAAUAAUUAAGUAAAAAUAAAGAAUUUUAUAUUUGAAAACAUGCACAUUUAUUUAUCCUUAAAAAAUGUUAUUUAUUCUUGUAGUAUUAAACAUUUAUUAUUUAUCUUGCUUCUACAGCAGUUAGAAUUUCAAUCUGUUCUUCCAAAGUAGCAUGCUUUUCUUGAAGGCUUUUUACUAUGUAUUUCAUAGUUUCAAGGUUUUGUUCUGUUUCUUGUUUAGACAGUUUAGAGGUUUCCACAGUCUUCCGCAAUGUUUCUAUAAGUUUUUUAUUCUGUGUAAGUUCUUCACUUAGCAAUGAAAUUAUACGAUCUUGCUUUUUCACCAUUAACCACAACUGUGCUUCUGUUGGUGCUUCAGGUUUCCAUUUUAAGUCAUCAGUAAUAAAACUAUCUAAGUUUGUAGGUUCCUUCAACUUGUUCAAAUUACUUUUUACAUCAAUAAUCAGCUGGGCUUGUGAUUGUUUGCAGAGCAAUUUUUCUAUUCUUGUUUUUGCUGUUGUGUCAUUCUGUAAAUCAAAACAAUGUUACCUAAAUAAAAAUGAACAGAUAACCGAAUGAUUAAUUUUGAUGCACUAAAAAAUAUAACUAUUGUUGCAAAAUUAAUUUAGUUACAAAAUUAAUACAGUGGUCAAGCACAAAACUAAAUUGAAGAACUUUAGGGUGCCUAUGUAUCCCAGUUUAUAGAAAAUGAAACUUUUAAUCUUACCUGAAAGGAUUUUUCCAUUGUAGGUGCAAAUAUUGUGGGUACAGCAUUUUCUUUUAAUUUCCUUUGAGCGUCAAAAUAUUUUUUUUCAAAAUGUCUAGAGCAAAUCUUACUUUUCGUCCAGUCUAGCAUAGCACAUUUAUUUUUAAGCAUCAACAACCAUUUAUUUCUCAUGUCACUUGAGGUAGGGCAUCUGUAACACAAGACUUUUUAUAGAAUUUACGGUUCCAAGGUUGGUAUUUACUAAAAAUGUAAUACAUAUUUUUUUAUAAAAUAAUCUAUUAUAAAUAAAACUAAUUUUAAACGGUUUUAAAGGACUUUUUAAAUUGUUUUUGUAAUGUUGAUGGUAUUACUUACGAAUGAAAAUUUACGGAUGGUGGUUUAUUGUAUGUAGAAAUUUUGCAACUCGUAAUCGCACAGUGCACGUUGUUCAUUUUUUAUUAUUAUUUUCAAUUCACUACCACUAGCAAUAUCACUUUGGCAAACCAAUCGAAUAUAUUAACAACCUCCGAAGACAGGAAAUUUCUAUCACAGAUUUCGAUUUCAUGCCAUAGUUUCAUGCAAACAAAACGAACAAAACAAUCCAUAAAGAAAAUAAGGAUGCCGAUCUGUGAUCGAUUUUUAAUCGAUAUAUAGUAUUAAAUCGUUCAAGUUCAUUGAUAUUUCACCCUUAAAAAUCGACUUUCGAUUCUUUCUGUUUUGGUAUAAACCAUAAAAUUAUUUACAAUUAGUUAAAUAUACCUGUAUUAAUAGAGUGCUGCCGAUUAUUUAUUUUUUUAAAUAAAUUAUUUAAAAACACGAAGGCACUAAAAAAGUACCUCCACUAGAUGGCGACUCUAGCAAAAGUUGAUUUUUGCAGGAAAUGAUUGGACCAAAGACAGUCUUUUCCGUUUCUUUUAACUAAUAUAUUAAAAAAUUUGCAAAGUUGGAAACUUAUAUCAUUUAAUUUACUUAUAAACUUGAAAGAAAACCGGAAAGGUUGUCAUGGAGAAAUCAAGAACGUACCGUAGCGACAUCUAGUUUGAUUUUGGGAACUAAUGUUUUCUUUUAAAAUACCUCCUCAUAUCAUAGUGGAUCAAAACACAUUUGUAUUUAUAAGUGUAGCGUCUCUAAUAAUAUUUUUAAACUCACACGAUUUGUAUACAUUAUAAUUAUAUGCAAUCGGGUCUUGUUCG
Diatraea saccharalis (sugarcane borer) is the source of this 4129-nucleotide messenger RNA. Lineage: Eukaryota; Metazoa; Arthropoda; Insecta; Lepidoptera; Crambidae. The record is from the annotation of a GenBank genome assembly.